AUGACGCGUAAGCUGAGCAGCUCAACACGGUCGCCCACUGAGGACUCCAUCUUCCUGAGGCCAGAUGAAGAUCCUGUGUGGCUGGAUGAACCCACAAAGACCGACAAAAUCCUUGAUGGAUUUUCUAAAAAGGAUGAGUCGAAUGAAGGCAAAGAUCCUCCUGAAUCCUUCGGAGAAGAAGUGUUUCUGCACAAAGUCUACUCUUUGGUCGUGGAGAUACACUUCUGGGUGGUUCUCUUUGCUGUGUCGCAGGUCACGGGCUACUGGCUGUUCUUUGUGAUGGAAGGAAAUGGGCCAUUUUCCUCAAUCUAUAAAGCUCUGCAAGUUAUCGACUUCUACCUUAGCUUCAUCAUUCCAUGCCACCCAAUCUUUGGUGGGGAUUCAUUAUUAUUGAUGAAGGAGGUUUCCCACACUGAAGAGCACAAGUGGAUUUUCAAUGGCACAGCAAGCAUCGGUGUUGCCAUCUCCGUUAUCAUGAUCAUCCACAUGGUGUGUAAGUGGCGCUACGGUGCUAGCUUGUGGUCCCCAGUCCCAAAGGAGGCAGGAGAGCGACGGCAGUCUGUGAGCCGGCAGCCUUCCUUCACCCUGUCGGAGUGGACCGACGCUCAGGAGGACCUGCUGGACCUGGACCCUGUGCCAGAGACACCUGUGUUCGACAUUGGUUUGGACUCCAGGACGGAGGCUGAUUCUGCCACUCUCACCGUCACUCCAGUGGGGCUACAGGAGCGGAGGGGCUCUAAUGUCUCCCUGACUCUGGACAUGUGCACGCCCGGCUGUACAGAGCCCUAUGGCUACGGCGGGCAGCUCUCCCCCAGAGACCAGUCGGCCCAAGAAUACCUCCGACAGGGUACACAUGUCCUGACCCCUGCCAUGCUACACAGCCGCGCCAUGGACGACCAGGCCCUGCAGGCUGAGUUUUAUGUGAGCACAGCAUCUAGCGCCUACACGCCAACAGCCCUUAGAUUCCCUGAAAACAUAAGUGAGACUCACCGGAAAAGAUACGGACACGCACACCUAGACAAAGAAACGCACCCACACAUCACCCAGAGGAGCUUCACGAACCCGCAAGCUUCUCCAGCGACGCUAAGUGGGCGAAGGAGAAUGCAUACAGCCUUAUUUGCAUAA
Messenger RNA from Knipowitschia caucasica, 1125 nucleotides. The record is from the annotation of a GenBank genome assembly. NCBI's taxonomy places the organism in Eukaryota, Metazoa, Chordata, Actinopteri, Gobiiformes, Gobiidae.